CAUACAUUCUUUAGGAGCCUGUCUUGAACUUGAAGAGCAUUCACAUUUCGCCUGCACACGCGUGCCCAGGGGACGUCCCAGAGCCGUGUACACAUACUUGAUACCAGACCGGUAUUCGUUACUGCGAGCCCUGCCCUCCCGGAGGGUUUCGAAGGAACACUGCGUGCUUGCCCUUGCCCUUCGGCCUGUCUUGGCGCCUUACGUGUCCCCACGCCGGCGGGGGCCGCGGUGCAGCUCACAGCACGCGGCCGCCCACAGCCCGUGAUCGCUGCAGCUGGUGUCUGGCCUACUGUACUGAGGGCCAGGCCCGGGCAGCGAAUGAGUGACGAGGAGGACCUGAGGACGACGCAGGACUCGCUGACCAUCCUGCUCAGCGAUGACUCGGCCUUCGAGUCGGCGCUAAACGCCAUAUACGAGGCAAUCGACACCAACGGCGACGGGCGGCUGGACCCCAGCGAGCUGGAGAGGUACAUCGGUCGGGCGUGCGCCAAGAUGGGUGUGGACGGCCCGGCGCCGGCGCAGGUGGCGGGCGUGUUCAAGCAGCUGGACCUGAACAACGACCGGGACAUCAGCCGCGAGGAGCUCAGCGUCUUCCUGCGCCACUUCUUCCAGGAGCAAGUCAAGUACUGCGCACUCAAGCUCCGAGCUGCGCGCCGGUAGCGGCGGCCGCUCUGGGCGUGCAGGGCGCCGACGCGGGCGGCGGCCCUGGCUGCAUGCGCCUGCCGCAGUCGGGCAGUCGCGCGUGUGGGCCUGGCCGGGUGGGGAGCGUGCUGGUGCGUGCCCCGUAAUGAUUGCACGAAGGGCCGGUUGAAGAGUAGGUGUGCGGCUCUACAACGUCAUGUUCGCUUGUGUUGCGUGUUUUCAAGCACGUCGAUGUGUGUAUGUGUAUGGUGCACCGUCAGGAGUGGGCACGGAGGGUCAGCUACGUGCGCUUGUAAGCACACGUGUGGUUGGUGUGGUGAAGAUUCUGAAACGGGCUCCAGUGCACCUGCCUGUAGUCACGUGGAGUGCUUCUGGCGCAGUGCUUCGGCCAUCACCUGUGUGUCGUGGCUGUGGCCGUCUGUGGUCCCAGGAGGAGGUGUGGCGCCUGGUGAAGUGGUGAACGCAGCGUGUGCGAAUGUGUGAGCGAGCAAGCACAAGGUAAAAGGAGCACGCAGGACUGGGUAUGCGAUGCAGUUGUGUGUGCCUCAG
Messenger RNA from Chlamydomonas reinhardtii, 1191 nucleotides. RefSeq lists its product as uncharacterized. Lineage: Eukaryota; Viridiplantae; Chlorophyta; Chlorophyceae; Chlamydomonadales; Chlamydomonadaceae. The record is from RefSeq and is a predicted model, not a curated record. Bases 319 to 660 code for a protein of 113 amino acids. Gene Ontology annotation, molecular function: calcium ion binding. The transcript is spliced from 5 exons.